This is a messenger RNA of Pimephales promelas (fathead minnow), 1330 nucleotides long. It is a transcript of the gene nubp2, whose product is annotated as nucleotide binding protein 2 (MinD homolog, E. coli). Gene Ontology annotation, biological process: iron-sulfur cluster assembly. Lineage: Eukaryota; Metazoa; Chordata; Actinopteri; Cypriniformes; Leuciscidae. Gene Ontology annotation, molecular function: 4 iron, 4 sulfur cluster binding; ATP-dependent FeS chaperone activity; ATP binding. Gene Ontology annotation, cellular component: cytosol. The record is from RefSeq and is a predicted model, not a curated record.
ACGUCUUUUUACGUAGUUAAUAUUCAUUCUACAAAGCGUUCGCCAUAGUAGAUUUCGUAAUUUGACAGACGGAACGGGUCGUUCUGUCUAUCAUCCUCAUUAAAGGCCGCUUUAAGGAUCAGCGCGCGCUGGCUUUCAGUCAACUUUACCUUAAACGACAAAUUAUCUGACCUACAGAUCAACAUAUACACUUCAAUGACGUGGUGAAUUCAACAGGCUGCAUCAAACAUGUAACGUUAUUAAUCAGGCUGUAUCUGAUUGGACGAGCUUGUCCUAUUAGGCGGGAUCAAACACGCAGAACGUCAGUAUGACGUGUAACAAUGCGGAAAUAAAAAUAAACCAACAUGGACAGCAGCGAGAAAGGGAACCUGUCCGAGGUGAAGCACGUGGUUCUGGUUCUGUCUGGUAAAGGUGGAGUGGGGAAAAGCACCAUCACCACCGAACUCGCCCUAGCGCUCACACAUGCAGGAAAGAAGGUGGGAAUCCUGGAUGUGGAUCUGUGCGGGCCCAGUAUCCCGCGGAUGCUGAGCGUGGGGAAGCCGGAGGUGCAUCAGUGUGACUCGGGCUGGGUUCCCGUGUACGCAGACCCUCAGCAGAAGCUCGCGCUCAUGUCCAUCGGCUUCCUGCUGGAGGACUCGGAUGAGGCCGUCGUGUGGAGGGGGCCCAAAAAAACAGCUCUGAUUGGGCAGUUUGUCAGUGACGUGGCAUGGGGCGAACUGGACAUUCUGCUAGUGGACACGCCACCGGGGACGUCAGACGAACACCUGGCCGUGGUCGAGAACCUGCGCAAACAUAAAGUGGACGGAGCCGUGCUGGUCACUACACCGCAGGCAGUGUCUACAGGAGACGUGAGGCGCGAGAUCACCUUCUGUAAGAAGACCCGUGUGAAAAUCCUGGGCAUUGUGGAGAACAUGAGCGGCUAUGUGUGUCCACACUGUUCUGAGUGCAGUAACAUCUUUUCUAAAGGUGGCGGUGAGGAGUUAGCCAAGCUCACGGGAUCUGUGUUUCUAGGCUCAGUCCCGCUGGAUCCUCUCCUGACAGCGCGUUUAGAUGAGGGACGGGAUCUCCUGCAGGUGUUUCCAGAGAGCAGCACAUACACAGCCAUCAGAGAUAUAGCAAACACUCUCCUCAGCAGCUUGGACGCCUGAAACACACCAACACGGACUGAGAGGACGCGUCACAUUCAUGUUUCAUGUGAUGUCAUUUGUGAAGAGAGAAUUUAUCUGUAAAUGUGUUUUUCCCCAUUGAACCUGAAGAUAUUAUGUUAUUGGAAAUGCAGUGUUUUUCAUACUCGUGCAACUUUCAAUAAAAAAAAUAAUUAAAUAUUAAA